This is a messenger RNA of Zingiber officinale, 1840 nucleotides long. Its product is annotated as protein HOTHEAD-like. The transcript is spliced from 4 exons. Bases 38 to 1717 code for a protein of 559 amino acids. Gene Ontology annotation, molecular function: flavin adenine dinucleotide binding; oxidoreductase activity, acting on CH-OH group of donors. The record is from RefSeq and is a predicted model, not a curated record. NCBI's taxonomy places the organism in Eukaryota, Viridiplantae, Streptophyta, Magnoliopsida, Zingiberales, Zingiberaceae.
GGAACCACAUAGAGCAAUCUGAUUGAGUGUCAGGUUAAUGGAGUUUGGAAGCCAAAGAUUGAUCACUUCUGCAGCUGCUGCAAUUCUCAUUUUCCUCUGUUUCCAUGGCUUCUGCUACUCCCUGAAACCUCCGGCGUUCGGCUUUGUGAAGUGCGCGAUCGAUGCUCCCCCGGUGUCCUACCACGACUACAUCAUCGUCGGCGGCGGGACGGCCGGCUGCCCCCUGGCCGCCACCCUGUCGGAGAGGUUUGAUGUGCUGGUGCUGGAACGAGGUGGCUCCCCGUACGGCAACCCCAACGUUUCCAACCUCGCCUCCUUCGUCCAGAAUCUGGCCGACCUCUCGCCGACCUCCCCGGCUCAGCGCUUCGUCUCUGAGGACGGCGUUGUCAAUGCACGAGCUCGCUGCCUCGGCGGCGGGACCUGCAUCAACGCCGGGUUCUUCUCCCGCGCCAGUAGCGGGGAGGUGACGGAGAUGGGAUUGAACCCGGAGCUGGCCAACGAGUCGUUCCGUUGGGUGGAGAGAGAGGUGGCAUUCUGGCCUCAGCUCACGGAGUGGACUUCGGCCUUCAGGGAGGGUCUUCUGGCGGCCGGAGUCACCCCUGAUAACGGAUUGACUUACGAGCACUUGGAAGGCACCAAGGUCGGCGGUACGACGUUCGACCCAAUGGGCCACCGCCACACCGCAGCCGAUCUGCUCAAGUACGCCAAUCCCGCCAAGAUCAAUGUCCUCUUACGCGCCACUGCACAGAGGAUCCUGUUCAGGAAAGGUACUGGCCGGCAUAAGCGGCCGGAGGCGUACGGCGUGGUGUACAAGGACGAAGCAGGAACCGUGCACGAGGCGCACCUCAGGGAGGGCUCCGCCGGAGCCGUCAUACUGUCGGCCGGCGCUCUCGGCAGCCCACAGUUGCUCAUGUUGAGCGGCGUCGGCCCCGCAGACCACCUCAUGUCCUUGGGCAUCGACGUGGUCCUGGAUCAGCCGAUGGUCGGAUAUGACAUUGCCGACAACCCGUUGAACCUCAUCGCCGUGCCUUCUCCGGAGCCACUCCCGAUAACUUCGGUACAAGUCGUCGGAAUCCGGCCAGGCUACUACGUAGAAUCCUUGACGGGCUUCAACUUGGUUGCGGCUCUUCAGGGAGCCAAAUCCUCACAGAUUCCUGAAUCAUCACGUCCCCAAAUCUCUAACCAAGGAAUCCAAAACAGCUACUCAUUUCAAGGCGGCAUAAUAGCAGAGAAGCUGGCGAAGCCUCUGUCACGAGGAUAUCUUCGUCUCAAAACACUCGACCCAGAGGACAAUCCAUCAGUUACCUACAACUACUUCAUGAAACCUGAGGAUCUUGGAACUUGCUUGGAGGCCAUGCAGACGAUCAUGAAAGCCAUCGACACCAAAGGGUUGUCCAAAUUCAGGUACCCAAAUCAGUCAGCGGAGGAUUUGCUGGCUCUCACGGCGAGCACAGUCGUGAACAACAGAGUAAGAACUGCACAGGAUUCCACUUCGCUGGAGCAAUACUGCAGGGACCUUGUGCUCACCAUUUGGCAUUAUCAUGGCGGCUGUGAAGUAGGGAAGGUGGUCGACGACGAGUACAGAGUGAUCGGCGUGGACGGGCUAAGGGUGAUUGAUGGAUCCACCUUCAGUUUCUCACCGGGAACUAAUCCACAAGCUACUGUCAUGAUGCUGGGAAGGUACAUGGGAGUUCGGAUCAAAGAUGAAGGGGAUUAAGGUCAUUGAUUUGUAAACACAUUAUAUGUAUACACUUGCAGUUUUUAGAACCUUAUUGGACUUAUUUUGGGUGUGUGACAAAUAAAUAAAUAAAUAAAACAUUUAUUUUGCACUAUUUAACUA